AUGGGGGAUCGAGCUUGGGCAAAGUUUCAAGCCCAAAUGAAGCAGAAACGAGUGCAGAAAAAGACAAAAGCCGAUACAGGAUUGGGUGGUGGAGUAAUACUUCAACGUGAGGAACUUACAGUACAGCGACUCAGUUCCGAAGUCUCUGGUAAGGCGCAAAAGUUUAGCAGGAUUGGAGUCAGGGAAUUUGUGCCAUUUGCUGACUACGAGGACAUAACAUUACCAAACAUCAAACUUGCUUGUGAGAAGCACUUCUUACCAACAGUUGGCAAAAGCGUCACGUGUGAUGUUCUGGCGGGAGAGCAAGGGCCAUCCUGUUCAACGCUUGAACAAAUUCCUGACCUAAAACUGAUCCACAUUCGGUUCAUUCAGCGACACGAACAAGACCACGAAAGCAACAUAUUUAUCAAUCCUGAUGGACCGCCCAAGAGAAAAAGGAGACCAGCUUCGAGUGUUCCCAUUGCUUCCACCUCUGUCGAAAGCGACAGCACAUGGCCACCCAAGCAGAUCAAGGUUUUUCCGAAGAGCCUUUCAGUAUCGGAGAUGCUAAAGCUUGGAAAGGUUGUUGCGAAAAAAGCCACCACUUUGAUCGAGGUGAGGUCCUUUGAAUUGGACCCACUCGGAUGGUCCUUAACUCCAGCUACUAUAGAGUUUAAUAUAGAGAAGGAUGCUUUUGCAAAGGGCGGAUUCAGAGAAGCAUAUAGGUAGGUGCGACUGAUUUAAAAAAAAAACAUUGUGGCGAUGAUGGUAUUUGUUUGUUUAUGUACCGAGCCAUCACCCGCCUCGGGCAAACUCUAUGUCUACGAUGAAUUUCGGGUAUUUGAGCUUUUAAUUAGAUUCUUACUUUCUUAAGGGGUAAAGGUGGUUUUUGCGCUGAUCACAAUGGGUGUGACCCCUUACAUAGUUAUGGAAACAAUACCCCACCCCCUACAUAUUGCACAGUCAAGUGGUAAUCACGUUUUUUAAUAUGAUGAUAAAAAAUAAUGUCAAAAAUUGUAAGAGAUUUUGUACAUUCACAUUUCAUGAAAAUACAGUUCCUUUUUAUUUUCUAUCUUCCAGCUUUUCCAAAUAAUGCUUGGGUGGUAAAUUUUCAUCGUGUCUACCUGCCUCUCCCACCCAGGGCACUUUUAAUUGGAAAGCUGUCAAAAAUAUUUGUGGGGCCUUGAAAAUGUGAAAUUCAAAGGUGAAUUAGACCAGAUAAAAGAGUUUGGGUCAAAUUUUCUUACAGGGCAACAAGUCAUAAUGAAGCAUUUGCUGGCAAAACAUGGGUUGUGAAAAGAUACUUACCAGAGGCACUAAAAGCAAUACAAGACACAGGUCAGACAGCUGAAGUACAUACGAAGAAGGUUGUUCAAAUGCAUAUGCUUGCAAAGAAUUUUGCCGAUCAGUUGGCUCAGAAAAUAAAGAAAGAUGAUCUUUUAGAGUUUGGCCAAGCACUGCAGUAUGGAAAGGUUUACUUUGGGAGAGAUCUGGAUAAGGGCGACUAUGUCACUGUUGAGGAGUACAUUGAGGGGAACUUUUUUAAAUACAUAAACAACACUGGCAAGGUGUGUGACAAAAGUACAUUGUCAGAAAAAGCUCAGUGCCUUGCUCACUUUAGUUAUGAGAAAUCAAACCAUAAGUUAAUGGUCCUUGAUAUCCAGGGCACAGGCCACAAGCUGUAUGAUCCUGAAAUAGCCUCCUCAGAAUUGGUUGAAAAUGAUGAAUUCCUGUUUUCGACAGGUAACCUUUCUCAAACAGCUAUAGAUUGUUUUGUUAGCUGUCAUCAUUGCAAUAUUUACUGUAAAAGCUUACAUUUGCAAGAACUAAUUAAGCAGUAG
Messenger RNA from Porites lobata, 1820 nucleotides. The record is from the annotation of a GenBank genome assembly. Lineage: Eukaryota; Metazoa; Cnidaria; Anthozoa; Scleractinia; Poritidae.